AUGCUGGUGACUGUCAUCCUCUUCCUUUCAGUCUUCCAAGGAAUCGUUGAAAAGUCUGAAAUGGCUGCAAAGUACUCAGGAACAAUUUUAUCAAUAAUUGUGAUCUUUGGAAUAACAGAAAUCAAUGUAAACUUAGGACAAUAUAGACUCUAUGAAGCUUUUAUGGGCCAGAUUGCACUCAGUUUUCUUAUGUCAACCUGAAUGUCAACCAACUGGAUUGCAGCCACUCUGUGCCUCCUUCUCUCUUAUGCCUACUAUUGCACUAGAAUGAUAACAACAUUUGAUGAUGUUCCAAAUGAGCUGUUUAUUGGAUUACUAGAAGCAAGCUCGUUGUAUGCUCUUGGAGCCUACCUUAGCUCGAGGACUCUUCACAGAGAACUCUCAGCUAAUUUCAAGGCCAAGGAGUCGUCAAAAGAGUUCAAAAAAUUUUUAAAAUGUGUUCCAGAAGGAGUCUCCAUUGUAGACCAUGAGUUUAUGGAACUUAAGUUCUACAAUUCCAAACUCAGAGAGGCUUUUGAUAUUAAUCGAUACUGUGACUCUGGAGCCGAGCUGGCUGAGUUUAAUGACUUAAAAUCUAGUAUUGAUCAGGAGUUUAGUCAAGCUCUUAAAAAGAUGGCCAAGAAUUCAUGUGAAAACUCAGUAGGAAAUAAACCUUUCAAAUCUUUGAUGAAAAAGUUUAAAAUUAUCAAAGAAUCUGACAUAGGAUCUUUCGAACCCUUGGAUGAAGAAGACAAGAAUGUUGAAGAUCAGCUCGACCAACCAUUACUUGAGAAAAAACAAAAGUUAGGAUCACCUGAAGAUAAAAAUUUGUUUGAAUUUUUGUAUCAAGAAAGAGAGACUCUCAAAAGAGAAAAUGCUAAAGAGAAAGAAUCAAAAGUUUCACUAUAUUUCAAUGACUUCAAUUUUAUCGAUGGGAUAGAGAUAUCUAAAAGAGAAUUCGUCAUAAAGACAAGGAGUGUCAGUAGGAAUGACACUGAUAGUCCAAAAUCUUCAAUGUAUUUGCACAUCUUUAGUGAUACCACUCAAAUCACCCAGCUUGAAGAGCAGAAAGCCCAGAACAGGUACCAGAAACAAAUGCUGGCUAAUGUGUCCCAUGAAUUCAGGACUCCAUUGAAUGCGAUGUCUCUGAGUCUGGUGUUAUUGAGAAAGAAGAUCGGAGGGCCAUAUGCUAAGCUUUUAAAAAUAGCAUCCUCGAGUUGCAACAUUUUGAAUUUUUUGGUUGAAGACAUCCUGGAUCAUGCCAAGAUCGAGUCUGGAGUGUUCGAGAUUCAACCAGAAGUGUUCAAAGUCAGCAAAAUUAUUGAAGAAGUUGAAGAAAUCUUUGAACUGCAAGCUUUGCAAAAGAGAAUUUCACUAAAAUUCCAUGUAGAAAAGGAAAUAGAAUGCAUUAAAAUCGAGACAGACAAACAAAGAAUCAAACAGGUGAUGAUGAAUCUGUUAUCUAAUGCUCUCAAGUUUACUGAUAGAGGAGAGAUUAAAGUUUUUCUAGAGAGGCUCAUUGGAGAUCACAAAGAUUCUAGCAAGUCAAGAGAGGAGGAUAAAGUUGAUCAUGAUGGCAAAGAACUACAUUUCAUACCUAAUAGAAUGAAUGAAAGUUAUAGUGUUGAAAUUACACCAAGACCUCAAAUCCCGAGAGUAAGCCACUAUGAGAGAUAUCCUGACAAUAAUGAUAAAUCAAGCUACAGGGGAGUAAUUCAGAACCCUCAUAUCGACCCAUACAGAAAGCUGAAGCUAAAAUUAACGGUAGAAGAUUCAGGCAUCGGAAUUCCCUUGAGCGACCAGUCCUCUCUGUUCAAGCUCUUUGGUAAGACCAGCUCCAAUCACAACCGCAACAAGACUGGCUGUGGCCUAGGACUGACUAUCUGCAGGAAGAUCUUACAGAAGUUGGGCGGAGACAUUACUUUAGAAUCUGAAGAAGGCAAGGGCACCAAGUUUACAUGCAUAUUUGAAUGCAAGUACUAA
Messenger RNA from Moneuplotes crassus, 1962 nucleotides. Lineage: Eukaryota; Ciliophora; Spirotrichea; Euplotida; Euplotidae. The record is from the annotation of a GenBank genome assembly.